AUGUGGACAAAGGUUCCAGAGUCUUGGAGCACUGAAGCAGCUGCAUCUCUACCUGUGGGAGUGAGCACCGCCGGAAUCGCCAUGAAGCUGCUUGGCUUGCCUCUGCCCGGUCAAGGAGCUGCGAAGCCUGCCUAUGUAUUGGUCUAUGGGGCCAGUACAGCAACUGCGACAAUUGCCAUGCAAAUGCUGAAACUUUCCGGUCUCGAUCCGAUUGCUAUUUGUUCCCCGAAGAAUUUCGACCUAGCGAAAAGAAACCAGGCAGUAGAAGUUUUCGAUCGCAAUGAUAAAGAGCUGGCGAAAAAGAUUAAAACAUACACGAAAGGGAACUUGAAAUAUGCCUUGGACUGCAUCACGACCGUCGAGUCUACCGCCUUUUGCUACGCUGCUAUCGGACGAGGCGGCGGCAAGUACGUGUCUCUUGACCCUUGGCAACAGCAUGCUGCGACUCGAAAAGUUGUCACCGCGGAUUUUACAGUCGGCCCUCGAAUCUUUGGGGAAGGAUGCACCUGGCCUGAGCCCUACAAGAGCGAUCCGUCGGAAGAACUGCGCGUCUUUGGGAUCUCUGUUUGGGAAACUGUAGAGAAGUUGAUUAACGAAGGAAGCUUAUAA
This is a messenger RNA of Colletotrichum lupini, 609 nucleotides long. RefSeq names its product alcohol dehydrogenase GroES-like domain-containing protein. The transcript is spliced from 3 exons. Gene Ontology annotation, molecular function: oxidoreductase activity, acting on NAD(P)H. Bases 1 to 609 code for a protein of 202 amino acids. The record is from RefSeq and is a predicted model, not a curated record. NCBI's taxonomy places the organism in Eukaryota, Fungi, Ascomycota, Sordariomycetes, Glomerellales, Glomerellaceae.